Arachis stenosperma is the source of this 1627-nucleotide messenger RNA. Its product is annotated as bifunctional riboflavin kinase/FMN phosphatase-like. The coding region runs from base 271 to 1377 and encodes 368 amino acids. The record is from RefSeq and is a predicted model, not a curated record. Gene Ontology annotation, molecular function: sn-glycerol 3-phosphatase activity. Gene Ontology annotation, biological process: glycerol biosynthetic process. The transcript is spliced from 11 exons. NCBI's taxonomy places the organism in Eukaryota, Viridiplantae, Streptophyta, Magnoliopsida, Fabales, Fabaceae.
UGAGCAUGAAAAGUUUGGUGAAAGUGAUGAAACUAUGAAUCGCAUAUAAAGUAUAAACUGAUAGUGGCAUCGCUUUAUGCCGCAAAUAAUAAGUUCCAGUGGAUGGAAUAUCCAUAGGAUGAUGCUCUUCUAGUGACUCACGUUCACCAACUGUUUGAUACUUUGCUUCACCCAAAAGACCAAACCACGAUGCAUACCCCACUCUGGUUCUCAAUCAUAGAUUAAUUCCUUACACACAAGAUUUGGAUAGGCACAGGUUUGGUUGCUGCCAUGAGUUGCUGUUGUGAGUUCAAAGGUUGCAAUGAGGAAACAAAGAUUUCAGCUGUCAUUUUUGACUUGGAUGGAACACUUCUAGAUACUGAGAGAGCAACAAGGGGUGUGUUGAAUGGAUUUCUGGCAAAGUAUGGAAAGGAACUUGACAAGGAGAAGGAAGAGAAGAAAAGGGUAGGGAUGACACAGCAGGAAUCUGUUGAUGUAAUUUUGAAGGACUAUGAACUCCCAUUGACACCUGAACAAUUCAUCAAAGAAAUCACUCCUCUCUACAGAGAAAGGUGGACAGAAGCCAAAGCCUUGCCCGGUGCUAAUCGCCUUAUUAACCAUCUCAAGAAAAAUGGAGUGCCUAUGGCCCUUGCUUCAAACUCCUUGAGAGAGAACAUAGAUGUGAAAAUUUCUCAUCAUAAUGGUUGGAAAGAAAGCUUUUCUGUAAUUCUAGGAAGUGAUCAAGUUAAAUCUGGGAAGCCUUCUCCGUAUUUAUUUGAAGAAGCUGCCAAGAAAAUGGGUGUAGAUGCAUCUAACUGCUUGGUGAUUGAGGAUUCCUUGGUUGGUGUCAAAGCAGCAAAUGCUGCAAAAAUGAAGGUAGUAGCUAUACCGUCUCGAGGGGAAGUCGAUUGUUAUCUACUAGCAGAUGCAGUGCUUCACUCACUUUUAGAGUUUCAACCUGAGCUAUGGGGCCUUCCACCUUUCGACGACUGGCUAGAUAACACAUUGCCUAUUGAGCCGAUUCAUGUGAGUGGUGUGUAUGUUAAUGGAGCUCUACAUGAAUCUACAGAGAAUGCAACAGGUGCUCUUCCUGGUCAAGUUUUUGGACUUUACUUUGGUUGGGGCAAGGUUCAUGCUGAUAGGAACUUUAAGAUAUUGGUUAGCAUUCAUUUGAACCAUCUCAACCAUGUUGCCAACAAAAGAAUACAUAUAUGCCUUAUUGAUCCCAAUAGUGAUGACCAUAUGUAUGAGCAGCAGCGCAUGCAAAUUCAUCUUGUUGGCUACAUAAGUGCUUUUGACAAGAAGGAACUCACAUCAAGGGAAUUGGAGAAACUAGAAGAAUACAAGUCUAUUGCAAGAGCUUCACUGGAUUUACCAUCAUUCACUUAUUCUUUUUAAGUAAAAUAAAGCUUCACGUGGAGGAUGCAGUUCACGUGAGGCUUUACAGUAAUUGUUUGAGAAGAUGAAGCAAAAAUUAUCCAACUUGUUGCAGCUUUCAUAGCUGUGGAAUUAAUUUUAUAACAUAAGACGUGCAUUGAAAUGAUUCAUAAGGAAAAGGAAGUGCUUGUAAAGUUGUAAUAGUAAUAAAUAACAUAUUACGAAAUUCUUAAAGUGAAAAUGCAAUAAUAUAGCAAUCAAUUGUUGUUCA